Eptesicus fuscus (big brown bat) is the source of this 2210-nucleotide messenger RNA. Its product is annotated as cytochrome P450 4F3. The record is from RefSeq and is a predicted model, not a curated record. NCBI's taxonomy places the organism in Eukaryota, Metazoa, Chordata, Mammalia, Chiroptera, Vespertilionidae. The transcript has 13 exons. The coding region runs from base 66 to 1640 and encodes 524 amino acids. Gene Ontology annotation, molecular function: heme binding; monooxygenase activity; iron ion binding.
GUGUUACUCAAGGCCGAGGUGGCUCCAGGGAGAGCUGGCCUGGGAGUUGGGUGGAUAACAGUGGGAUGCUGCAGCUGAGCCUGUCCUGGCUGGGACUGGGGCCCCUGGCAGCCUCCCCGUGGCUGCUCCUGCUGCUGCUGGGAGUCUCCUGGCUCCUGGCCCGCUUCCUGGCCUGGACCUACACCAUCUAUGACACCUCCCUUCGCCUCCGCUGUUUCCCGCAGCCCCCAAUGCGGAACUGGUUUUGGGGUCACCUGGGCAUGAUUCGGAGCUCAGAGGAAGGUCUGCUGUACGAACAGGGCCUGGCGAGCACCUAUGGGGAUGUGUGCGGCUGGUGGGUGGGGCCCUGGUAUGCGGUCGUUCGAAUCUUCCAUCCCACCUACAUCAAACCUGUGCUCUUUGCUCCAGCUGCCAUCGCCCCCAAGGACAUGGUCUUCUACAGCUCUCUGAAGCCCUGGCUGGGGGAUGGGCUUCUGCUGAGUGCUGGUGACAAGUGGAGCCACCACCGCCGCCUGCUGACCCCCGCCUUCCACUUCAACAUCCUGAAGCCCUACAUGAAGAUCUUCAAUGACAGCACGAAUAUCAUGCAUGCCAAGUGGAAGCGCCUGGUCUCAGAGGGCAGCACCCGUCUGGACAUGUUUGAACACAUCAGCCUCAUGACCCUGGACAGUCUGCAGAAAUGUGUCUUCAGUUUUGACAGCAAUUGCCAGGAGAGGCCCAGCGAAUAUAUUGCCGCCAUCUUGGAGCUCAGUGCCCUUGUGACAAAACGACACCAUCAACUCUUCCUGUACAUCGACUUCCUGUACUACCUCACCCCUGACGGACAGCGCUUCCGCCGGGCCUGCCGCCUGGUGCACGACUUCACAGAUGCUGUCAUCCGGGAGCGGCGCCGCACCCUCCCUGAUCAGGGUGUGGAGGACUUCCUGAAGGCCAAGGCCAAGACCAAGACUUUGGACUUCAUUGAUGUGCUCCUGCUGACCAAGGAUGAAGAUGGGAAGGAAUUAUCAGAUGAGGACAUCCGAGCUGAGGCUGACACCUUCAUGUUUGAGGGCCAUGACACCACAGCCAGCGGCCUCUCCUGGGUCCUGUACAACCUCGCAAGGCACCCAGAAUACCAGGAGCGCUGCCGGCAGGAGGUGCAACAACUCCUGGGCGACCGUGAGCCUCAAGAGAUUGAAUGGGACGACCUGGCCCAGCUGCCCUUCCUGACCAUGUGCAUCAAGGAGAGCCUGCGCUUGCACCCCCCGGUCACCGUCAUCUCCCGCUGCUGCACCCAGGACAUCACGCUCCCCGACGGCAGGGUCAUCCCCAAAGGUGUUACCUGCCUUAUCAGCAUUUUUGGGACCCAUCACAACCCAUCCGUCUGGCCAGACCCUGAGGUCUAUAACCCUUUCCGCUUCGAACCAGAAAAGAUCCAGGAGCGGUCACCUCUGGCUUUCAUUCCCUUCUCUGCGGGGCCCAGGAACUGCAUCGGGCAGACGUUCGCCAUGGCCGAGAUGAAGGUGGUCCUGGCGCUCACGCUGCUGCGCUUCCGCGUCCUGUGCGAGGAGGCCGAGCCGCGCCGGAAGCCCGAGCUCAUCCUGCGCGCCGAGGGCGGCCUUUGGCUGCGGGUGGAGCCGCUGAGCGCCGGCCCACAGUGACCCUGCGCCACCCCGGCUGGGUCAACCCUUGACCCCACACACCUCCUUUGCAGGUUCCGGGCAAUAAAACUGCUGUCUCCUCUGCCCCAGCCUCUCCGAGAGCCACUAGGAGGCUUUUGAGGCCGGUGGGGACCCAGGGGCUGGGCAUACCUUGGGGAGGGGGAGGGGGAGGAGGGGAAAGUGACCCUGAGCCCUAGACCCUGACUGCCUCUGUCUAGGGCUCCACGCUGAUAGCGGAUGGAGAGUUCUCCCAGAGACCACUUAUGGAUUUUAUCCUGUGGGGAGGUGGGAGCCAUGGGAGGUGUUUGAGCAGGAGGGGGCCCAGGGUUAAAGAUGGGCUUGAGCGGCACAGUUGAGGUUCUAAAUCACGGAGAACCCAUAGAGGCAGAUUCAUUCCUACGAGUCCCGGAUGCCUACCCGGCAUCCUCUGCAGGACUCAAGUUCCUUCCGGCCCUUGUCAGCAGCCCCACCCUGUGCCUGCCCCCUCCCUACACGCCCCCCCCCCCACCCCCAGUGUGUCUCUCAGGUGAUCCCCUGCUCUGCCUCUAGGAAGCCCCUCUCUUCCCUCCC